Molecule: messenger RNA, 2321 nt
Organism: Larimichthys crocea (large yellow croaker)
Lineage: Eukaryota; Metazoa; Chordata; Actinopteri; Sciaenidae
Product: protein L-Myc-1b
Exons: 3
Coding region: 388-1536 (382 amino acids)
Biological process (GO): regulation of DNA-templated transcription
Molecular function (GO): protein dimerization activity; DNA-binding transcription factor activity
Source: RefSeq, a predicted model, not a curated record
ACUUUUUUUAUCGCCUUAUAACAGGAUAUCUCACUGGCGCGAAAAACGCACUGUGUGGCUUUCUAUUACACAUUGUGGGGCGGAUCUUGUUCCUGUUGUUUGAGCCCCGGCUUUUUUCCCCCUGUUACUACUUAAAAUUAAAGCAAAAGUAUAGGUGUCGACGGAACAUCUCAUCUUUGUACCCAGCCACAACUCGGACAGCUUUUUAUCCGUCUGAUCUCCGCGCAUUGUGGACACUUUUGGCUGACGGCAGACUUUCAAUGCCCUGAAUUUCACUGCGUGUUUUUUGUGCAGAGAGCCGGUUGUACAGGACGUUCUUCAGAGGCGGCUGGUGUCAUUUGAUCAUUUCUGGGAAUAAACUCUAGAGGAUUUUUAUUAACUGGAAACAUGGAGUUCGAUUGUUACCAGCACUAUUUCUUCAACGAUUUCGACACAGAGGAGGAUUUUUACAAGUCUACCGCACCAAGCGAGGACAUAUGGAAAAAGUUCGAGCUGCUGCCCACCCCUCCAAUGUCUCCCACCCGGACUCUGAGCGGUGGUGUGCCGCAACUCUCACCGGGAGACAAGCUUAGCUGGCUGUCCAAAGUCCUGGGUCAGGACGAGGAGUGCGAAGGACAGUUCAUACCAGAUUCCGGGGAACUGUUCGGCAACCUCAGCUCCAUAAUCAUCCAGGACUGCAUGUGGAGUAGUUUCUCUGCCAGUAAGCAGCUGGAGAAGGUCAACGGGAAAGUGUCAGCUGCGGCACAGACCAGUGUCUCCCCCUUGGCCCAGAUCUCAGUGAGACCGAACAAGGCGCAGUGCGUCUCUCCCAGUGGCCCGCUCGCCACCUCAGCGACAGACUGCGUCGACCCCGCGGCUGUUCUCACCAUCCCGGCAAGCAGCUGCAGGAAGCCGGCGUCGUCUGGCUCCGAGUCUCGCUCUGAUUCCUCUGAUGAUGAGGAAAUCGAUGUGGUCACCGUGGAGAGCAAGCAGAACCUGAUGCGGCUGGUCAGAAAACCAGUGACCAUCACAGUCCGGGCUGACCCCUGCCCCAAACGCUUCCACAUGUCUGUCCACCGACAGCAGCACAACUACGCCGCCCGCUCCCCAGACAGUGAUCCAGAACCUGAGGAGGAAGACGACGACGACGACGAUGAUGAUGAGGAGGAGGAGGACGAGUAUGAGGAAGAGCCUCAAAGCAAGCGUUCCUGCACGGCAUCCAGUCAGCACGCAGGUUGUUCAGCUCGUGUCUCCCAGCCUGCCUCCCCCUCAGAGACCCCCCAAAACUCUGACGCAGAGGACACUGACCGCAGGCGGAAUCACAACUUCCUUGAGAGAAAGAGGAGAAAUGAUCUCCGGUCCCGUUUCCUCGCCCUGCGGGAUCAGGUCCCAGGUCUGGAGUCGGCCAAGACCCCAAAGGUGGCCAUCCUGACCCAUGCAACAGAGUACCUCGUGGAGCUGCACAUCAAGGAGAAACGGCAACUCCAGGAGAAGAAACGACUCAAAGUCCGCCAACAGCAGCUUUUCCGCAGAUUAUCUGAACUGAAGCGCUCUUGAGACACAUAAUUGAAAUAAACUGCCUCAUUCACAGUCAGGAACUUCUACUCUCAAGUUACCUGUCACUUUUUUGAAAAGUUUUUAUAUAACAACAUGCCUCAUGUAAAUAGCUGUUAAUUUUGUUUGGAGUACAUUCAUAUAGCUGUGGGCUUCCUAUGAAUUGACUUUGCUGGCCAAUGAACCUGACACGGGGAGGAACAGCUAGUGUGCUGUGUGUUUUUUCUUUCUUUCUUUGCAGUGUUUUUAGUUUUGAGCAGUCGGGUAAUGGAAUUGAUUUUAUAUCUAUGACUGAGAUAUUUCCUAGUAUGGUGUGAUGGGAACUCUGUUGUCAGAGAACCUUCAGGUUGUAUGGUUGAGAUGUCUUCAUUUUGUCAUUGCACACUUAUAAUGGAGUGAGGUGCGAACGCCUCUCUGUGUACAUAUGAGUGGAUGAGUCAGCUCCUGGUUUAUUUGUAUUGUAUGACUAAUUGUUUGAUGUACAAAUUGUUCUGUAAAUAAUAGUUUAUCGCUCCUGGUGAAGGAGACAGAAUCAAGAGUUAAGAGUUAAGUGAGCUUUGCUCCUCUUUAUGACAUGCCAGGCAUCGAUGAACCUCUAUUUUGUUAAGAAAAUAGGAAAAAUGGGCAAAAAAAAGAAGAAAAAAAAGAAUAAGUAGCACUGCUGUACUUUAUAUUCACACGUCACUUUGUGAUUUCAAUGCUUCUCCUGAUUUUGUUUGAUUUUUUUUUUUAAAGCAUGCUAACAACAACAGCAACAUUAAAUUUUUAUACCAUAUUUGCAUACAAGA